Messenger RNA from Hylaeus anthracinus, 424 nucleotides. RefSeq lists its product as uncharacterized. The record is from RefSeq and is a predicted model, not a curated record. NCBI's taxonomy places the organism in Eukaryota, Metazoa, Arthropoda, Insecta, Hymenoptera, Colletidae. Bases 104 to 412 code for a protein of 102 amino acids. The transcript has 4 exons.
UGAUUGGAAUUAUAGAGCGGUGCAAAAAUCGUUCGCAGUCUUUGGUAAGUUGUGCUGGCGCUGUUCCUUUGGAACAUCUGGUUCUGCUUCUCUGCACGCUCUGAUGAAUUGUUGUACAGAGUCGCUCGAAGACGAAGAUGCUGCGAUGUUGAAUGCUGUUGUCCUCAUGAUGGCUGCGAACUGUUCGAUGGCCUUCCUCAUAGCCCUGAGUUCGUCUUGCAAGGUUGAAUCGAUGUCCUCGAGCAUCGCGAACUGGUAUUCGAAGGGCCUCACAACUUUUACGAAGUUCUUCGCGCGAUUCUACACUGAAUUCACCUUCGUAGCUGUUAUUAGCAUCACACGCGGAGUCUUGACUGUACAUUUUAAAAAUUUUAAGAAUUUAAGCAACGUUUGUUCAAUAAAUAUAUAUUAAACUUUGAAUUUG